GUCAAUGUUGAUUGAGGAUGAGGAACGAGAAGAACCGUCAUUAAGUGUAAAAGCCAUUAUCAUCUUGGAGGAGCUUGAGAAGGUUUCAAAGGUGAAGAAUUUGAAGAAAGAACGAAAGAAAACGCGCUUCCAUGAAGAGAGGGAAGUGGGUGUCCAGAUUUUGGUGUCUGAUACGGGGUGGGAUGCCGAGACAUAUUCAUCAUCAGAAAGCUUUUUCUUUGAGCUUUCUGAUAGAUUAUUUGGGGUGUAUAAAGCGUAG
Messenger RNA from Dovyalis caffra, 259 nucleotides. The record is from the annotation of a GenBank genome assembly. NCBI's taxonomy places the organism in Eukaryota, Viridiplantae, Streptophyta, Magnoliopsida, Malpighiales, Salicaceae.